UUGGUACGAUUUACUGGUAAGAGUUCAGGCAACUGGUAGACGCGCUACUGCCUAGCAACAAGCUUCGAAAAAAACAAGAUUCAAAACAGUUGUGACCUAGAUAGCUUGAGGGAUAGAUCGGCUGAAGGUUGUGUGUGGCGCAUUGUAUUUUCUGAUCGUUCUACUGCAGUCGCAUGAGGUUGGAACUAACAUUUCAAAAGAAAAACUACAAUGAGAAAUCUUCUGUGGAAACAGCCAGGCCUAGACCGUUUGAUAGGUGUACUAGUGGCUAGUAUCGCACUGUUUUUGGUUGAAAUCGUGAUGAGCCACAUCACCCAUUCCCUGACGCUACUCGUAGCCGCGUACCACAUGUUAUACAACAUUUUCUCGCUGAUUGGAUGCAUUGCUACUAUCAAGAUGUGCCAGCGUGGCUCCAGCGUAUCCAACACGUUCGGAUGGGCACGAUUGGAGGUUUUAUCGACGGUGGUCAACCUACUCUUUCUCAGCGCAUUGGAUUUCUCAUUGGUUGUGGAGGCUAUUCAAACUUUAAUACACUUGGAUCACAUGGAUUCAAUGCACCAACCUGAAAUCAUAUGUAUAGUAGCCGGCGUUGGAAUCCUUUUCAAUUGCAUUUGCAUUCUGCUAAUUGGAGGAUUUACACAUCAUCAAGGGAGUUUUCUAGCUCUGACGCCUGGAGGGGAUGUGUUUGUACAGCAUGGCGUUGCCACCGAAGACGCUGUCCGUAAAGGCCUGCGUCGUUUGGCUACAACAGACAGAAGCGAAUGUGCUGGUGGGACUCAAGACGAUAUCCAAGAAUCGGAAAUAGAUGUCAUGAUGCCCCAAAGAGAAGAAUUAGAUACGAGAACGAAAGGCGUCAUUGCGCGAGUAUCGCAAAGAUGGCCAACCAUGUACGCUGUUUUACGAGACAACGCCAGCACUGUCAUUGCUCUCGUCUCAGCUGUGGUUGUUUACAUGAAUGGCGAAAGUUUAACUUCUUUGUUAAUCGAUCCUAUUCUUACACUUGUUUCUGUCGCUAUUCUUGUUUUUACGUCAUACCCUUUCAUUAUACAAGCAGGCCAAAUUCUCCUGCAAACAACGCCAGCCCAUAUCGAUGUUGGCGAACUAAAAUCAAAGCUAAAGGAAACAUUUCCAUCCGUCGUAGGCAUUCACGAUUUGCACGUGUGGGCUCUGACUCCAGAUCGAGUCAUUUCUACUGCCCAUUUGGUCUUCACGAACGAAAACGUUUAUCUGAGAGUCAAGAAGCCUAUCAAUGAUUUUUUUCUUGGUCAAGGGAUUACCAGAGUAACAUUACAACCAGAAUUCAAUAAGUUCGGAAUCUUGACACCUGCUCAAAGUAAAAACUGCGUACUAACCUGCAAUAACGAAUUGUGUAAAUCAAGGACAUGUUGCAACUAUGAACGUGCAACCAGCGACGUUGUUCCUGUCGAAGACGUCGAAUCGCCAGCACAAACUCAGGACGUUGUUGGAAUGACCACUGAGACCCCCAGAGUGAUGAUCGUUGUAGACCAUUCCGAAGUUUCUCCACAGUGUAACAGCACAUCUUCCAUCGAGCAUCAAUGUCAAUUAAAUCACCAACCCAUCAGUCAUAUCACACAAGAUAGCUGCAGUACUGAAUGCGAGUCAAACUCGAAAUCGACCAAAAGGACGAGUAAGAUGGAAACAGCUGAUCAUCAAGCACAUGUGGUUUCAGAAAAAAAUUUGAAUUCACCUGAUUAAAACUUUGCUCAUGACUUUUCCUGUACAAUUCAUCACGAGAAUCAAAUAAA
Messenger RNA from Daphnia carinata, 1766 nucleotides. It is a transcript of the gene ZnT77C, whose product is annotated as proton-coupled zinc antiporter SLC30A1-like. NCBI's taxonomy places the organism in Eukaryota, Metazoa, Arthropoda, Branchiopoda, Diplostraca, Daphniidae. Gene Ontology annotation, cellular component: membrane. The coding region runs from base 211 to 1716 and encodes 501 amino acids. Gene Ontology annotation, biological process: detoxification of zinc ion; zinc ion transmembrane transport; intracellular zinc ion homeostasis. Gene Ontology annotation, molecular function: zinc ion transmembrane transporter activity. The record is from RefSeq and is a predicted model, not a curated record. The transcript is spliced from 7 exons.